Molecule: messenger RNA, 1338 nt
Organism: Pestalotiopsis fici W106-1
Lineage: Eukaryota; Fungi; Ascomycota; Sordariomycetes; Amphisphaeriales; Sporocadaceae
Product: putative exopolygalacturonase X
Exons: 5
Coding region: 1-1338 (445 amino acids)
Biological process (GO): carbohydrate metabolic process
Molecular function (GO): polygalacturonase activity
Source: RefSeq, a predicted model, not a curated record
AUGCUAUCUACGGCUCUCACCACUCUGGCUCUUGCGGCCCUGACAACAUCAGCCCAAGCAGCCAGUAAAAUUGGAUCUCUAAGCCCCAACACGGGCAAGACGUCCAUCAGCCGACCAAACGUGCAGCCAUACCCUCACAACACGGGCCGAGCUGCUGUCGUGUCACCGGAGCGUGAGACGGAGUGUUUCGUCGUGCCAACCGGAGGUGACGACUCGGAAGUCUUUCUGUCUGCCCUCCAAGAAUGCAAUGGCGGCGGAAAGGUGGUUCUGGACUCAAACUACACAAUCGGCUCUGUCCUUGAUCUCACCUUUUUGGACAGUGUGGAUAUUGCGAUUUCCGGAAAAAUCACUUUCACCGAUGAUAUCGAUUAUUGGGUGAACAACUAUUGGAAAUACGACUUUCAGAACUCGACCUCUUUCUUCAAGCUCGGUGGAAAGGACGUCAACAUCUACGGCGAUGGAGUUGGUGUGAUUGACGGUGCUGGUCAAGCCUGGUGGGAAGCAUUUGCCACCAAUGCCUCGUUGCUACGACCCAUUCUGUUUGUAACUGAUGGGCUCGAAGGCGGAAGUAUCACAGGCCUCAACCUUGUCAAUUCGCCAAACUGGUUCAACCUGAUUGCAAACACGUCCGAUGUCUUGAUCAGUGACAUUACCAUUUCCGUUUACAGCACAUCAAGCACCACACCCAAGAACACGGACGGCUGGGACACUUAUCGAGCAGACGGCAUCGUGAUCCAGAACUCGGUCAUCAACAACGGCGACGACUGCGUCUCAUUCAAGCCCAAUAGCACCAAUAUCGUUGUGCAGGGCCUGACCUGCAACGGCAGCCACGGCAUCUCCGUCGGGUCUCUGGGCCAGUACGUGGAGCAGUACGAUAUUGUCGAGAACAUUUAUGUCUUCAACAACAGCAUGUCCAACGCCAGCGACGGUGCGCGCAUCAAGGUCUGGCCAGGCAUCAACUCGUACCAGGCGCCGACACUCAGCGGUGGUGGCGGAGCCGGAUACGUCAAGAACAUUACUUACCAGCAGUACUACAAUGACAAUAAUGACUGGGCGAUUGAGGUGAAUCAGUGCUAUGGCCAGUCUAACAAGACCCUCUGCGAGUUAUUCCCAUCCAACAUGACGAUCUCGGAUGUCUACUUCUUGGACUUUUGGGGCACGACAAGCUCCAAGCACGAUCCUCAGGUCGGCACACUUGUUUGUUCUUCGGAAAAGCAAUGUCAAAACAUUGUUGCAAAGAACAUAUCCAUCACUCCGCCUAGCGGUGAUGCUCCUCAGUGGAUAUGCAGCGGUUUCGAUACCUCUGGAUUAGAGGGGUUUGACUGCGUUUCGUCAUAG